Molecule: messenger RNA, 2601 nt
Organism: Drechmeria coniospora
Lineage: Eukaryota; Fungi; Ascomycota; Sordariomycetes; Hypocreales; Ophiocordycipitaceae
Exons: 2
Coding region: 1-2601 (866 amino acids)
Source: RefSeq, a predicted model, not a curated record
AUGGAUGACGGUCAGAGCGGCGAUGUUGACGUCGGUAACUCCCUCCGCCUGCGUUCCCUAGACUCCCACUCCCUCGCCGACCAAGGUAAUGGCCGCCAACUUCAGGCCCUCCUCCAACGCAUGCGUGCCGCCCCAUCCGGGCCCAACCACGUCGACGCUGCGUAUGAUGACUUCACCAAGAUCAAGGACCGCUGCCGCGCCCUCUGCACCACCAUUCUGCAGGACGAGAUGCGUCCGCGCACCCUCUCGAAUGAAAUGGCAGAUCUGAAUCGCCGCGACUCAUCGGUGGGCUCGCCCGUCAGCAGCACUUCUGACCAACGCAGCUCCUUCAGCGGCCGCAGCUUGGCCGAGGUUGCGGCGACGGGUGCCAUCGCACCACCGGAUGCUCAUCUCGGGGCCAUCCGCGACUGGAAAAUGAGCCUCGAGACGCUGACCGACGCCUUCCGGACCAGCCUUUUGGAUACCUACAAGAGAUAUGAGCGGGAGGCGACGCCCGAAAUGGUCGACCUCAUGUUCAACAACAAGCGUUUUCGGAAAGAUGCCAUCGCCCGGAUGCGCAACGCCAACCUUACCCGCGUCCGCUCCGCCGAGGUCCAUUUUUUUCCUCGCUAUUCCAUCCGCUUUCGUAACUAUGACCAAGUCAAGCAGGAGCUGGACGAUAUUCGAAACCUUUUGCAGUCGGGCGAGUCGGGCAUAUCCCCAAACAGAGAGGUCGAAGAGUUUGCCAUAUCCCAACGCGGCGACGCCAUCCUCGAGUUUGCCAACCUCAGCAGAACGUGCCCCGAAGCCAAGGUCUUGCGCUUCCGCGUGACCUCGUACGCGCUCGCCGCAACGUCCCCCCUCUUUGCCCGCAUGUUCACCGACCAUGGCGUGCACCUAGACGUGCACGAGGACGAGGACAUCAGCGGCCAGUUGCCGCCGCCACCGACGCAGUAUGUUUGCCAAGACGGAACCGAAGCCAGACUCUACCGCAUGCCGCAGUUUGAGCUCAACCAUCUGGGAGCCAUGGAGACGCUCAUGCACGCCGCCCACCUGCACAUCGACAUGGUGCCCCGCGAUGUCGCCUUUGACCAGCUUGUCGCCAUUGCUGAGUGCUGCAUGCGUUACAAGAGCACCUCGCCGCUCGAGCUCCACGUCGAGCACUUUUGGUUGCCACAGUGGGUGCAAGAGGGCGCCGCAGAUAUGCCCGACGCUUUGCUCAUCAUCAGCUACGCCUUCGGCUCGCGCCAGCUCUUCACCCGCCUGUCCAAGAGUGCCAUCCUCAACCUCGUCGACGACGAGGACCUGCAGAGCAAGCCAUGGCCGACGAAGAUCAAGGAAAAAAUCUGGGCCGUGCGUUCUGCCAAGGUCGACCAGCUGUACGCCUCCUGCGCCGAGACGAUCCAGGAGUACAUCCGCCCGCCUGCCUGCGAUCUGGAGGAAAACGAAACCCGACCCAUUUCUGCAGCUCCCAUGCAGCUGACAUGGCCGUCGCGAUGUCCCAAGGGCAGCCACAGCUGUGAUGCGACUAACCUCGGCUGGAUGAUGCUCAUAUACAACGAGAUGAACCUCCUCCCGCAGAUUAUGCGUCCUACCGUGCUGGGGCAUCUGCCGCAGUCGCCGCCGCCGCGACCGAGGAGCCUCGCCCAGAUGAUCGCCGUACUUGAUCGCAUGCCAAGUCCCGCGUCCCCCACAAACCAUGGCGGCGUCUGCGACCCAAGCGCGGCCUUUCGGACGGUUGUGACUGAUAUUUACAAAAGCGUCACGGGGCUGACGCUUCACGACAUCAGCGGCAAGAGCCACGGUUGGGCACUUUCGAAGCACCUCGUGGCCGAGCCGGAGGUAUUCUCGGGAAUGGGCCUCGAGCGCGUGGUGACGGGAAAAGACGGCGCGCAUACCGUCCCGGCCAGGUUCCCGGACAGCGUGCGACUUCGAGUGCUGAGCGAGCUCGACCAGAUUGACGAUCUGCACGCGGCCGCGCUGAUGAGCCAUGACUUUUACGAAACCUUCCGGCGGCACGAACUGUCUCUGCUUCGAAGGUUUCUGCGAGCCGGUUCCAUGUACAGUCGUCAUGAUGACAACGCUGAGAACAAGGUGCUGAAGAGCGAGUCAGAGCGGAUAAAGUACCGACAAGCACAAGAAGUUGCCGAUGCUAUGACGCUUCGAAGCGAAGAUGGCGGCGACGACGACUGUAAUGACGCUGGAUAUCAUGGCGACGGUAGUGAUGAGGUCGGCAACAUGAGCGGAACAGGCACGCCCCAGUGUCGCGAGCUGCCUCCGCACAACCGUCCACUGUCAUCGAGCGCAUCUCCAACGCAGGCUGUCGUCUCCCCAGCCGCAGAGCCGACAAUGACGGAGGAGGAAGCUCGACGGAUCCUCUGGCCGGACUCAGAUCCGGAAACAACCCCUGCCGUUGUGCCACGGGGGACGGUCGGGUGUCGCGAAAAGUUUCGGCCCGGUGACCCUUCCUUUUCGGGGGUUGAGGAAAAGACGCUCGUGGUUAUGGGGGAGAAGCAGCUACGCAGUGAGCAUGAUCGACGAGUUGGCUUGAUCACCGAGAGCCAUAACCGGGAAUACAAGUGUGGUCACGGCGAACGACGUGUGGGCAAUCAUUCCGUUUGA